Messenger RNA from Pyrenophora tritici-repentis Pt-1C-BFP, 1453 nucleotides. Lineage: Eukaryota; Fungi; Ascomycota; Dothideomycetes; Pleosporales; Pleosporaceae. The record is from RefSeq and is a predicted model, not a curated record.
AUGUUCGACUUGUCACCACCGCCACAGGGCACGACUUGCUUGGCAGAUCAGACGGAUUUGGCUCCCUUGAGCUUUGGCUGCGAGUACUAUUAUCGGAAUAAAAUCAUCUUCCAGAAGGUGUACGAGCCCACCAAGGCCUGCACUAACUCGUCGUGGAAAGGCAGCGUUAUGUUCAUCGAUGGAGUUUACCAAUGGCGCGAUGUGUCCGCAGUUGCCAAAGCCAACAACGUCUUCGUCGCUACAGGUGGUACUCCUUCGGUCGGGGCUAUUGGUGGGUGGUCUCAAGGAGGUGGCCAUGGUCCAGCAACGACUUAUGUCGGUUGGGGUGUUGAUCAGGUUCUCGAAGCCGAGGUUAUGCUCGCCAACGGACAGGUCGUGACCGCCAACUCGUGUCAAAACACUGAUUUAUAUCGCUCGCUUAGAGGAGGUGGGCCUGGUUUUGGAGUUGUCCUUUCCAUGACUGUCAAGGCUCAUGCGAAUGUUCCGGUCAUCGCUGUGCACCAUCUGACUAUGGUGCCGGGCAAUAACGCCAACGAUACCUCAGACCUGCUCGAUGCUGUCACAAAAUUAUUACAGAGAACUUCAGACCUCACGGACGCUGGAGUUGGUGGAUACGGGUUCUGGUUCAAUCACUACGACAAGAUCGCUGUCAACAACUCCACAUCGGGGUACAGGCACCAAGUCUGGACCAUCGGCAAAGACGAAUCCUACGCUAGAUCCGUCUUAGAUCCCCUUGUAAAAGAACUCCAGCAAAAUGGCAGCUCAAGCGUUCAGAUUCAUUCUGACUAUGUCACAUACAAUGAUUACUGGUCAUUCUACGAGAAGGAAAUGGCGUUUGAAGGGCCCCAAGGCAAGACCACUAUCAUGACGUCCCGCGCAAUCAACCGCGACCAGACAACCGACUUUGCUUCUCUCCGCAGAGUAGUAGGAACCAUCAGCGAUGCUCCAGGACAGGACAACAGCAACUGUAUUCUUUUUGCUGGCGGCGAAAAGGUCGCGUCAGACGGCAAUGACCCCUUCGCAGGCUACCAUCCAGCUUGGCGCAAAGCCUCCUUUGGCGUCGUCACUAUCCGCGUCCUUCCGCACAAUAUUACCGACAUAGAACGUGCGGCCGUUGAGAAGGACAUUCUUUCCAAAACUUCGGCUAUGGAAGCUUUUGCACCGGGCACAGGGGCAUACAUGAAUGAGGCUGACCGAUUGGACCCGAACUAUAUCGAGAAUUUCUACGGAGCAAACUACCAACGCCAUUUGAGGACCAAGAAGAAGUAUGACCCGGAGAACCUGUUUUACUGUGGGACUUGUGUGGGGGCCGAGGAGUGGGUUGAGCGUAAAGAUGGACCUUUGUGCAGGAAGGUGUGAAGAAGAUGUGUAUAGACUGUUGUGUAGAAGAUGUGGCUCUCAAGAGCGUCCCUUCAUUUGGAGAUGAUAGAUAAGAGCAAUGCGAUAUCUUGCA